Fusarium musae is the source of this 1296-nucleotide messenger RNA. RefSeq lists its product as uncharacterized. The record is from RefSeq and is a predicted model, not a curated record. The coding region runs from base 1 to 1296 and encodes 431 amino acids. The transcript has a single exon. Lineage: Eukaryota; Fungi; Ascomycota; Sordariomycetes; Hypocreales; Nectriaceae.
AUGACACUCAAUCGAGUUGCGCCCGAGAUUCUUCUCGAAAUCUCUAACCACGUCGAUCAUGGAGAUCUGCGAAAACUUUGCGCCGUAUCUCAUCGUCUAAUGUCAACAUUUGAGCAUCAAAUCUACUCAACCAUUGACUUGAACGAAACUUCACAUUCAGGAAGUGCUUUGCUGGCUCUCGCAUCUGGACCUCGAAGGGAUAUCGUUCGUGAAAUUCGAUACAGGCCUCAUCAUCCUUGGCCUGCUCGAGACAGGAGGCACAGGCCUGAGAUCAAACUCAGUGAAGAAACUCGAACAGCGCUACAAUCUCUCAACUCUUUCCCUUCUUUGGACAAAUUUCAGUUCGACUUGAGUCACUGGGAGUUAUCAGAAUGGGCUCUGUCACCACAGUGUCUGAACCGUUGGGAAUUUCAUCUAUGGCACGGAAAACACGAUACAGAGCCUUGGAGAGUUCUUAUCGAAGAGAGUCUUUUGGCGCUGAGCAAAAGUGCCGGCUCUUUUUCUCAGCUCGAGAUCGAUAGUCUUCCGCCAACUGGACGAGAAACAUAUCGUGCAUGCGAGUCAGAAACAUGGAAGGAUCUUCUCAGAAGCCUAACCUCGUUCGAGGUGACACUUGCUGGUGUCGGGCACACGGGACAUGGCGGGAGCUACAUAUAUGGAAAGAUGACUUCAGCACACCAAGCAUUCAUAACCCUCUUCCCAGAGAUGUUUCUGAAGAAUCUGCAUAAUGUUCAGGUCUUGCGACUCACUGGGAAGGCGAAUGCAGUCAUGGGAAAUGAGCAACUCAUAGAACCCAUAAACUGGGCAUGUCCGUCUAUCAAUCUACCGUGUCUGACAACAUUAGAGCUGGAGUACUCUCAGGUCUCUAGCCAGCUCGUUGUCUUUCUUUCCAAACAUGCAGGGACACUCGAGAAGAUUAGUCUGCGGCACUGUAUAGCCCCAGCCAAGCAAAUCUGGAUCAAUAUCAUCAACCUCUUCCUCAACACACAGCCCAAACAACUACUUGAAUUUACGACCACAGUACUUCCAGUGCAUAAACGCAUUGGAGACCCCUUUUCUGAUCAUUUAGACGGGUCGGAUGUCAAAAUGAGGAGAUUCGUGGUUGGAUUGGCGAAGCACGACAUUGCACCCGUGGAGGAGUGGGACGCUGUGGGUGAUAGUGAUCCAGAACUUGACGAGUCUGAUGUUUGCAAGUUGUGGGAUCAACUUGAAGAGAUGUUGGAGCGGAAUAGGUGCCAUGCACGAUGCUUGCUUCAGGAAGCUAGCCGUAGCACGGUUGUGAACAAACAAUCAUGA